Messenger RNA from Dictyostelium purpureum, 732 nucleotides. RefSeq lists its product as uncharacterized. NCBI's taxonomy places the organism in Eukaryota, Evosea, Eumycetozoa, Dictyosteliales, Dictyosteliaceae. The record is from RefSeq and is a predicted model, not a curated record. The coding region runs from base 1 to 732 and encodes 243 amino acids. The transcript has 3 exons.
AUGACUUUUUUAAUAUUUACAAGUUGUGCCUUGUUAAUAUUUGGGCCAAUAUUUGUAGUAGCUAAUGCUUCAGUUUUGAGUCAAGUUAAAUAUGGUCAUUAUUUUUUAUUCGGGUUUUUAAGUAAUCUAGGAUGGCAGAUUGCUAAACUAUUCAUACUAGGUUCAUUUUAUCCAUUUUUUGAUAUGGAGAUUUAUGAUCCUGUUCAAGAAAUUAUUAAAAUAGUUGGUAUGAUUAGUGAAAUUAUUAUAGUUUAUUUUACAUUAAGGUAUUUGUUAAAGGAAAAGAAUAAAGCCAAUAUUUCAAAGCAUAAAAUUAUAGUUUUAGGGUUUACAUUGGGAUGGUUUACAGUGGGUUCUCUGUUAACGCAGUUUUUGCCAUUAUUCAAUACACUUGGUGUCGAGUUUAAUUGGGUGUACACUUUUAAUGCACUCGAUAAUAAUAUUAAAUUAUUAGAGCAGUUUGCAUUAAACACAUGUAUAUAUUUAUAUAUAGUAAACAAUAACAAAUAUUUAAUCGAAUCCCCAACAACAUCAAAAACAACUAAAAACCAAGAGCAAAAUCAACUUCCAAAGCAAUAUCAAGAUUCAAAGUUAUUAUUAAAUUUAUUAUUAAUAGGCUAUUUGGUUUUUGAGGCUUUUGCAAGUUUUUUCUUCCAUAGGGCCCCUUACCACAGUUUUCUCUUUAUCAAGGCUUUUUAUUCUCUUUUCUUUUUUAAAGUUACAAGGAUAUAA